AUGACGGGUAUUGGGGAAGACAACCACAAGAAGCGAAAGUUGCUUGACGGCCCCGAGCUGGAGAUCGAUGUCUCUGCGCCUGAACCUCCCUCAAAAAAGGCCCUCCGUAAAGCCAAAAAGAAGGCCAGUGACACAGAUGCAAAGGCCGAUGAAGCGAAGGCCGACACAAACGUUUCAACUACAAACCAAGUUACUGAGGCUUCUCCUCAGAAACGUUCAGAUUACGGCGUCUGGAUAGGGAACCUGGCGUUUUCCGUGACCAAGGACGACAUACGCCGAUUUCUGACAACCAAUUGCUCGUUUACAGAUGCUACCAUCACUCGGAUUCAUUUGCCCAAACCGUCGGACAAGAACUCAAGGGCACAGAAUAAAGGAUUCGCCUACGUUGAUUUCUCUACACCAAAGGCCGUAGAGGAGGCAAUCGGCCUGAGCGAGCAGCUAGUUUCCGGGCGUCGUGUCCUGAUCAAAGAUGCGAAUAAUUAUAAAGGCCGGCCAGAAAAAUCGCAAGAUGGAGGAAACAACACUGCUUCUACCUCAUCAGGUCGGGCGCCAUCUAAACGUCUUUUUGUCGGCAACCUCAGCUUCGACGCGACCAAAGAAAUUCUCGAGGAACACUUCUCAAAAUGCGGCACUGUUGCCAAUGUGCACGUCGCGACCUUUCAAGAUUCUGGGAAAUGCAAGGGCUAUGCUUGGGUAGAAUUCGAGGACCUAGAAGCGGCUAAAACGGCAGAAAGAGGGUUCAAAUAUGUUACGGAAGACGAUGCGGAUGAAGAAGACCCAGCUCAAAAACCGCAGCGGAGAAAAGUAUGGUUGAACCAAAUCCUGGGACGACGCAUGAGACUCGAGUUUGCUGAAGAUGCAACAACUCGCUAUAACAAGCGGUUUGGUAAGAACGGGGAAGGGAAGAAGGGAACUGCAGAUAAUGGCGAGGCAGAGCCCGGAGAUUUCGAGGAGGUUGCAGCCGAAGAAAAGCCUCAACAGAGUAAGGCCAAAAACGCAAAGCCGGAUUACACCAGGUACGACCAGUCGACCGUGCAGAAGCUGAGUGGCGCUAUCAUAGAGGGGCAGGGCAAGAAGACAACGUUUGACUGA
This is a messenger RNA of Aspergillus mulundensis, 1092 nucleotides long. Its product is annotated as putative RNA binding protein Rnp24. Lineage: Eukaryota; Fungi; Ascomycota; Eurotiomycetes; Eurotiales; Aspergillaceae. The transcript has a single exon. Gene Ontology annotation, molecular function: RNA binding. The record is from RefSeq and is a predicted model, not a curated record. The coding region runs from base 1 to 1092 and encodes 363 amino acids.